AUAAGAGGCACAUCAGCAAAAGCGGAAAGCUCAUUUACAGUCAAAGAUGAAUGCUUUAGCCAGGAUAAAAGAAGAAAUCCAGUAACAGGAAGGGAAAAUGCUACCCAAAGCUGAAAGGACAUAAACAACAUUAUAGACUCUGCUGCUGCUUAAGAAAAAUGUCCCGACAAGGAAACAGAAGACCAGAGAAUCCAAAAAUUAGCAGAGAGCUGUUUGUGCUUACCUAUGGGGCUUUGGUGGCUCAGCUGUGCAAGGAUUAUGAACAGGAUGAAGAUGUGAACAAAUGUUUGGACACCAUGGGACAUAGUAUUGGCAUCAGGUUGAUUGAAGACUUUUUGGCUCACUCUGCAGUGAAGAAAUGCCGGAGUUAUUCUGAGACAACAGAAAUAAUUGCACAGGUUGCUUUUAAGAUGUAUCUGGGAAUUACCCCUAUGGUGACUUGCAAUAGCCCAGCAAGAAAUGAAUUUUCUCUCAUUCUGGAGAAGAAUCCCUUGAUGGACUUCGUGGAGGAACUGCCAGAAGGAAGAUCUUCACUUUGCUAUUGCAGCCUCCUGUGUGGUGCCAUUAGAGGGGCUCUGGAAAUGAUACACCUAGAUGCUGAAGUUACUUUCAUUCAAGACGCUUUGAAGGGGGAUGAUGUGACAGAAAUUGGAAUUACGUUCUUAAAGAAGAUUGAAAGCAAGAAACACAAAAGAAAUAAGUCAAACCAGUGAUUGAAAUUCUUGUAGAUACACACCUGACACGUUCAUCUUCUAUAUUUUCCUAGCAUCUUCCUGAUCCAGAAGAGAGAAUCACAAAGAAAUAGAUUGUGGACAGACCUCCUUUUGGAUCAGGCCCUGCAUGCCAAAUGUUUGUUAUGGGGAGCAAAAAUUCCACAUCCAAGACGCAAACACAGAGGAGGGUGGGAUACAAAAUGAUCCUUCUUGAAGAGCCAAUAGCAUUUGAGUUCCAGGUAUAGUGCCAUCCUGUAUCCAUUGGGGAUAUGUUCCAGGAUACAUGAAAAUAUGGAUAAGAGUGAUCUCUAUUGAACAAAUGUCUUCAGUCAGCAACAUAUCAUAAAGGACCUAGAACUAUCUAGAGAUGACACAUUUUGUCGGAUGCAGGUUAAUGAA
This is a messenger RNA of Anolis sagrei ordinatus, 1112 nucleotides long. It is a transcript of the gene TRAPPC3L, whose product is annotated as trafficking protein particle complex subunit 3L. The record is from RefSeq and is a predicted model, not a curated record. Gene Ontology annotation, cellular component: TRAPP complex; cytosol; cis-Golgi network membrane. Gene Ontology annotation, biological process: intra-Golgi vesicle-mediated transport; endoplasmic reticulum to Golgi vesicle-mediated transport. NCBI's taxonomy places the organism in Eukaryota, Metazoa, Chordata, Lepidosauria, Squamata, Anolidae.